CAUCAGGUAAGUAAACCAUUUAUAUACAGCUGCUACUCUAUUAACCUAAUAAAUAACAAUGUAGGAGCUGUGUACUUCUUUUUAUUAAUCUUAUUAAGGUCGCUUAUCACCAGAGAUCAUAUGACGACAAAGGUUGUCAUUCCAAGUCAAGGACCGAUGUCGAGGAUGCUGAAAGUAGCAAAGGUGGCCUCGAUAGUGUCUAAUAGGAUCGCCAAAGACUCUAAAGAAGAGCAGUUUCUAGUCCAAUGGCAGUCGGCAUCAGCAUCAGACAAGCCUCCACUAAGCUGGCACAAUCUAAGCGACCUUUUCAUGUGCUUGGAAUUGGUUCAAGACUAUCUUGAUGCUAGAGACGAGGCUAUAAAGCGCGCUCCACCACUGUCUAAAACCUCGCUGAAGAGGAAGGCAGCACACUUUGAGGCUGACACAGACCCCCCAAUUUCUUUCGGUCUAUCGCUAUCAUCUCGGUCACCUUCAGUCGCAUCGACAACGUCGUCAGCUCCGCUUUCCGUUGAUGUGUACAACGGAGUCCUUGAUCGGGACGAGGAGGGAUUAUAUUUCUGCCGGAGCGACCCAGAUGCUCCACAGCUUUCAAAUGCUCCCACCCCAGAGAUGGUUCGAAUCUCGCAUCAAUCGAAGGUCGACAAAGCCUAUCAUAGAAUACGCGCCAAGUAUGUGGCUCGCUUGAACAAGGUACCCGGCAAGCCUAUUCACCUUGUUAACACUUAUGACCAAACUUCGCCGUCACUACGCUUUCGAUUCAUUCCAGAAUAUAUCCUUCGUGAGGGAGUCAAUAAAGCCGAUCCUGCUACACAAGAAGGGUGUCAAUCAUGCUCGCCACAUAUGGGACGUUGUAUAGGCUGCGAGUACACUCAGAAGUGUGAGUGUCUGGAAUAUGCCGCCGUCAACGAAGCAGCGAUCACGGAUCCUACUGUUAUGUCCGCUUACAGGGAAGCCAAAGAUAAAGGGAAUUCGUUGGCCAAAUUUCCCAAGCGGUUCCCUUAUUACGCCGAAGGCACCAAGAUCCAACGUGCAGGUACUCUGGUGCCUUUCUAUCUUGAUUCGCGUCGACCAAUAUACGAGUGCAAUGAUAACUGCCGAUGCGGUCUUCAUUGUCGGAACAAGAAUGUUCAGUUCGGACGAACAAUUGACGUCGAGAUUUUCAAAACCGACGGAGGACGUGGAUGGGGUCUACGAUGUCCUCAGCAAUUGUAUCAAGGGCAGUUUAUUGAUACAUACCGUGGAGAGGUCAUCACGGAUACCGAAGCAACCCUACGAGAAGAGACAGCCGGUAAAGCAAAAGCGUCAUACCUUUAUAGCUUGGACAAAUUCGGAGAGAGUGAGGGUCUCAGCGACGAGCAGUUGUAUGUCGUGGACGGCGAGUUCUUUGGCGGUCCCACCAAAUUCAUGAAUCAUAGCUGCGAGCCGAAUUGCCGACAAUACACAGUGAGCUACAACAAACACGAUCCCUUCGUCUACGACAUUGCCUUCUUCGCAUGCCGUGACAUCCCAGCUGGGGAAGAACUCACCUUCGAUUAUCUGGACAAAGAAGAAGGCGAGCCCAAUGAGGAUCCCGGACCAGACGCCAUACCAUGUUUGUGUGGAGCUUCCAAAUGCCGCAAGUGGCUAUGGACUUGA
Messenger RNA from Periconia digitata, 1635 nucleotides. The record is from the annotation of a GenBank genome assembly. Lineage: Eukaryota; Fungi; Ascomycota; Dothideomycetes; Pleosporales; Periconiaceae.